Molecule: messenger RNA, 2740 nt
Organism: Sinocyclocheilus rhinocerous
Lineage: Eukaryota; Metazoa; Chordata; Actinopteri; Cypriniformes; Cyprinidae
Product: propionyl-CoA carboxylase beta chain, mitochondrial-like
Exons: 15
Coding region: 27-1706 (559 amino acids)
Cellular component (GO): mitochondrion
Molecular function (GO): propionyl-CoA carboxylase activity
Source: RefSeq, a predicted model, not a curated record
AAUCCUGUGCCUUCAGUGAAGCAGUGAUGGCGACUUACGCGUUAAUGCGAAGCAGCCUGGGACUGUUACAUGGUCUGAAAUGUUCUUUUAAAAGUGUAGGUCAGAUUCCGUACGGCGCAGCCGCCGGGGCAAUUACCCAGGCGAAAGGUCUACAAAAUGCAAGAUGCUAUUCGGUCAACCAUCUGUCUGUGCAGGAGAGAAUCGAGAAGAAACGAAAGGCAGCGCUUACAGGAGGAGGACAGCUGAGGAUAGCUGCACAGCACAAAAGGGGUAAACUGACAGCACGCGAGAGACUGGAGCUCCUGCUGGACCCUGACUCGUUUGUGGAGUAUGACAUGUUUGUGGAGCAUCGCUGCUCUGACUUUGGCAUGGAGGCAGAUCAUAAUAAGUACCCAGGAGACAGUGUAGUGACCGGACAGGGAAGGAUCAAUGGCAGACUGGUGUAUGUUUUCAGCCAGGACUUCACAGUGUUUGGAGGCAGUUUAUCAGGAGCUCACGCUCAGAAGGUCUGCAAGGUCAUGGACCAGGCAAUGAUGGUGGGAGCUCCAGUAAUUGGUCUCAAUGACUCUGGUGGAGCCCGCAUUCAGGAAGGCGUCGAGUCCCUCGCAGGAUAUGCUGACAUUUUCUUGCGAAAUGUGAUGGCCUCAGGUGUAGUUCCUCAGAUCUCUCUCAUCAUGGGCCCGUGUGCGGGUGGUGCCGUGUACUCGCCUGCUCUCACAGACUUCACUUUCAUGGUGAAGGACACCUCCUAUCUUUUUAUCACAGGCCCAGAUGUGGUAAAGUCUGUAACAAAUGAGGAUGUUACCCAGGAGGAGCUGGGUGGAGCGAAAACCCACACCACUGUGUCAGGUGUUGCUCAUCGGGCCUUUGAGAAUGAUGUUGAUGCCCUUCUGAACUUGCGAGACUUUUUCAACUUUCUCCCACUGAGCAACAAAGAUCCAGCUCCGGUCACUGAGUGCCAUGAUCCUCGUGACCGGCCGGUUCCUGGUUUGGACACUAUCGUUCCUUUUGAAAGCACAAAAGCCUAUGACAUGCUGGACAUUGUUCAUGGUAUAGUAGAUGAGAGAGAAUUCUUUGAGAUUAUGCCCAACUACGCCAAAAAUAUUGUGGUGGGAUUUGCCAGGAUGAAUGGACGGACUGUAGGCAUAGUGGGAAACCAGCCUAAAGUGGCAUCUGGCUGUUUGGACGUUAAUUCAUCCGUUAAAGGGGCUCGCUUUGUUCGUUUCUGUGACGCCUUCAACAUUCCCAUCAUCACAUUUGUGGAUGUGCCUGGAUUCCUGCCAGGCACAGCUCAAGAGUACGGAGGCAUCAUCAGACACGGAGCCAAACUGCUCUAUGCUUUUGCAGAGGCCACCGUUCCAAAAAUCACUGUCAUCACUAGGAAGGCUUAUGGAGGUGCGUAUGAUGUGAUGAGUUCCAAACAUCUGAGAGGAGACGUCAACUAUGCCUGGCCGUCUGCUGAGGUCGCUGUGAUGGGUGCAAAGGGUGCUGUUCAAAUCAUCUUCAGAGGAAAGGAGAAUCAAGCCGAGGCUGAAGCUGAAUAUGUGGAGAAGUUUGCCAAUCCCUUCCCCGCUGCUGUCAGAGGCUUUGUGGAUGACAUCAUUCAGCCCUCGACCACACGCAAGAGGCUCUGUAGAGACCUGGAGGUGCUCGCCAGCAAGAAACAGACCAACCCCUGGAAAAAACAUGCAAACAUUCCCUUGUAAAUCUCUUCUCAGCACUUUACAGCAACAUCUGUGGUUAGAUUGGAAAGAAUAUCAUGUUUUUCCACAUGGUUCGUUGUGCCUUAUUUCCACUCAUAUGCAUUAUGCCAUUAUUUAAACAAGUCUCAAGUCAAUAAACACUCCCACGGUUCAUGAUUACAUAUUUAAUUUUUUUUUUCUGAAAAAGUGAGUUUUCCAUAAGUUCACUGAAGAAAAGUUUUAGAACAGUUUUCCAUUAAAAGGGAAAGUGGUACAUCAUUUCUAGGUUGUACAAAAGAAAACCAUUUUAUAUUGGAAAUGUGCAAUUUACAGGUACACUAGCAAAACUAACCGGGGCUCAGGGUGGGGGGAAUAAUGAUGAUCAUGGGAAACUCGUGUUGUUGACAGUAUAACAUUUCACUUCUUGAUAGCACAGGACCAUAAAGCACUUAUACGGAGGCAGUACUUGAAUGAGCCCUACUCAACACAUGGCACAGCAGCCUCUGCUGUUUGACCCAGACAAGAUCAACUGAUGGAAACCCUGCCGUAUAGACGCUUCACACAAAUAAACCUCACCUCAUUAAAACUAAAUCUACUGGAAAGAAAAUACUGACCAUUCAAAUGCUUCUGCAAGCCAAAAUACACAACAUGUAGUGUAAUGCCCCUUCAGGACAACUGUCACAGAGAUUUUUGGCUUUCUGACAAUAUUAACAGCAUUUUUAACACUGACCAAAUGUUUCUAACCUUGCUUUGUCAUUUACCAUAAUUAUGACUACUGAGUGUUGUUUUAUAUGUAAAAUUAGACCGACUGAAGUUUGACCAACAUGUCCAACUGCUUGUUUUGGUAGGAAGAAUCCGUUCGUUGACCUGAUAGUAAAAACGACUUCAUAAUCUAACUGUACAGGGCAUAUACAUAGUAGGAUGGAUAAACACAAAUAUGUACAUCUUGAACAUAUAGGACCGUAUAUUCUUACGUGAUAAAUUUGUACCACAAUAUAAAUCCCAUCCAGUGCGAUUCAAAUGAGCUGACAAAGAACUUGUUUAACAGAAAAAAAAAA